GUUUGUGUGCACAUGAACGUAUCCUGGGAAGCCCACGCAGGCUGAGGAUCAAACUGGCGUGACAGGGUUUGGUUCUGUUCAUCUGUUGUUGAUAAAACAGUUUUUGAAAGAAAUAUGGGAUUGAUCUGAACUAACAUCACAGAAGCCGACGUGGACGUUGAACGUGUUUAAAGUCAUCAGGUUGAGGAUUAGAGAUCGCCACAGCUGUGAGAGUUCAGCGUGUGCACCAUGUUCUCCUCUGCUACCCCGUACAAAAACCAGCACUACAGCGAACUCAGGAGGGACUGUAUCAGGAGCAAGACUCUGUUCGAGGACCCAGAGUUCCCAGCUAACAAUUCAUCGCUGUAUUAUAGGAAACCACUUCCUGGAUAUGUGCAGUGGAAACGACCCGCGGAGAUAAGCCCAGAGCCACGUCUGUUUGUGGAGGGGAUCAGCGCCCACGAUCUGAACCAGGGACUGGUGGGUAAUUGCUGGUUCGUCGCUGCCUGCUCCUGUCUGGCUCUAAAGCCAGAUCUCUGGAAGAAGGUAAUCCCUGACCACAAGGAUCAGGAGUGGGAUCCCAAACACCCGGAGAGCUAUGCAGGAAUCUUCCACUUUCAGUUUUGGGUGUUUGGAGAGUGGGUGGACGUGGUGGUGGACGACCGGCUGCCCACAAUCAACGAUGAGCUCAUCUACUGUCACUCCAAAGACAAUAAUGAGUUCUGGAGCGCCCUGCUGGAGAAGGCCUACGCCAAACUGGCUGGCUGCUAUGAGGCCCUGGAUGGAGGAAACACGGGAGACGCUGUGGUGGAUUUCAGUGGAGCUGUGACUGAGGCCAUCGACUUGGAAAAAGAGCCUUAUUAUAAAGACCAGAAAAAACAGGACCAGCUGUUUGAGGAUCUUCUAAAAGUCUAUGACCGUGGCGGAAUCAUAAGCUGCUCCAUUAAGGCACAGCCUCAUGAAAUCGAGGCCAAGAUGGCUAAUGGGUUGGUGAAAGGUCACGCAUACUCAGUGACAGCAGUGAGGAAAGUGCGUUUGGGUCAUGGGCUGCUGGCAUACUUCAGGAAUGAAACCAUUCCUCUGAUUCGCAUGAGGAAUCCCUGGGGCAAGACCGAGUGGAAAGGAGCCUGGAGUGACACCUCAGACGAAUGGUCAAAAAUUGGUGAUAUGGAGAGAGGAAACCUGGGUAUUGUUGUGGAAGAUGAUGGAGAGUUCUGGAUGUCAUUCGCAGACUGGUGCAAGUUUUUCACAAAUGCAGAUGUGUGCCGUGUCAUCAACACUGCGCUGAUCAGCAUCCAUAAAAUAUGGCACGAGGUCGUUCACUUUGGGAGCUGGACCAAAAACGCAGAUCCACUUUUGAACCGCUGCGGUGGUUGUAGUAACCACAAACAAACAUUCCUGCAGAACCCACAGUACUUGUUUGAUGUCACAAAAGACGUGGAUGAAGUCCUCAUCUCCCUGCAACAGAGGGACAUCAGGAUCCACAAAAAAGCUGGGAAAGGAGAGAAUUUAAGCAUCGGCUUUGGUGUCUUUAAGGUGGAGCUGAACAGAAAGUACCGGCUGCAUGACAUCCUGACGCAGAAGUGUGUCGAGACCUCAACCUACAUCAACGCUCGCACCGUGUUCAUGAGGAGCAUGCUCCCAAAGGGACGCUACGUCAUCAUCCCCACCACCUUCAGACCUCAGACUCUGGGUGACUACAUGAUCCGGGUGUUCACUGAUGUGGACUCAGGAUGCAGGGAGCUAACAGAGGAUAAACCCAAGGUGAAAUGUUGGAGUUCAUUCCUCGGUUAUCCACAAGUUGUGUCUCACGUCUACGUCCAUGCAGCCGAAGGGCUGCAGAACCAGGAAAGCCCAGGAGGUGCAGACCCCUAUGUGAUCAUAUACUGUGAGGGCAAAUCAGUGCAAUCCACCGUCAAGGCAGACACCCUGCAACCAGAGUUUGCAACCAGUGCCGUUUUCUAUAGAAAGAAGCCCAGAAAGCCCAUAACUGUGGAGGUGUGGAACAGUAACGCUGUGAAGGACGAGUUUAUGGGUCAGGUGGUGCUGUCAGGGUCGACAAAGGACUCCUCGGACCCUCAGAGACUUAAGCUCAGGAAACGAGGACGGCAAAGGGCUGACGAGAUGCCUGGGAACAUCACUCUGAGGAUCGUCACGGCAACACAGCUGACCGCCAUAUGACCUCACCAGUGACAUCAGAGUGGGAGGAGUCAGCUGGAUGUCUUAUUACAGAGAGAAAUUUACAGUUAUUGCACAGUGAUGAUAUUUCUUGUAUAAUUCACUGAGAGGAAGCAGGGCACAAUAGGACAGACUGAAUUUCAGUUUGUUAUUUUUGUAUCUAAAUGUUUAAAAUUUUGAAUAUUUUUUACCAUCUUUUUGGUCAUUUGUAAUAACUUAUAUUUUGUUAUGACAUUUUACAAGUAACUUGUAAAAGCAUUAGUCCUCUUUACAUAUGUUACACUUGAUACUGUGAGAAAAAUGGCAGAGAUUAGCCAUCCAUGUCUUAAAUACAUCAUGAUUUUUAUUUUUUAUCUUUAGAAAUCUAAGGAAGCCCUAAAUGGACCUGCAAAUAGACAUUUUAAUAACUCAAUUUAGCAUAUUUUAAUAUCAUCAAAACUACAUUUUACCAGGGUAUACGGUAUAAUUCCUCAUCAUUAAGAGGAAAUGUGAAGAUAAUAACACAACUGUUAUUGUACAGUAUCUAAGAAUGUGAAGCAAUGCUCUCUGGGGUUCUUAACAGAUAAAGAUCGGCCUUAAUAAUUUUAAUUUCCGUGUUGUCCGACAUUGGCGAGUUCCAUCCUACCAGAAGUUCCCUUUACUGAAAGCUUAUAAAAAGUCACAGACUACUUUAGGACCUAAGAUAACCAACAAGCACCUAUUAGCUUCAUCUGCAUUUCACAUAAGAAGGGUUUAAGAUAGGUUUAAAUGUUUUUUACAACUAUUGAUGGUUUAAUUGUGCUUGACUUUGCUGCUGCAGCACACAGCACUAAGCCUAAACUUCAUCUCUUACCACUAAUCCACAGAGAACGGAAUUAACGUGUUUUUAAACUCACAUUGCCAUGGAUCACAUGGACCACAGCCAGUGGUGUAUGUUCAACAGUUUGACUUCAGAAAGGACCAUAGGGAGGUGCCAGUGCUGUGCCAGGCCAAGGCUUGCAAGUAUAUGUGCCAGUAUGGCUAUACAUGAGCACAGGGGCAUAGCUAGGGUUUUAGAGAUGCCAGAAAAAAAUAUAUAACACAGAGCCCCUCUUAACCGGCUAGCCAAGCAACAAAUGUUAUGCCAUUUUUACAAAUAUCCAUGCAUUGUAAUGUAUUUUUGAACCAUAAUUUACCAUUUAUGAGCAAUAUUUUUAAUAUGGUUAAAUUAAAUCUACUUGCAUUAUCUCACAGUGCUGGACUAUACCAUGGACGUUUUUAAAGGAAGAGCAGGGGGCCCCCCGGUAUUUUAUUUUAUUCUAUUUGAUACAAAUUUUAGUCUGUUUACUAAUUAAUUUAGUCGCUUUUGAUUCAAUGAUGACACUUAUUACUAGGAAAAAAUAAAUAAAAACACACUUUUCAUUACAGGUUUCUCAAUGUGUUGGAUUAAUAACUACAGACCAGAUAAGCUUACUUUGGUGCCACUUUUUAACUGCUUUUCUUCCUUGUUAGGCCACAACUCUACAUUAAAAGAAAAGGGGAAGUCUAACGUCAUCAUUCACCACUGAGUGAUGGUUUGACUGGAAAUACUCCUGAGUACUGACAAGUGACUGGCGGAGCAGGGUAGAAUGACUUACAAGCUUUUACUCUGUCUCACAACAAUCACUGCAGGCUUAGAGAUCAACUGCCACACUAAAGGUAGCAGACGCACAAAAAUGACACAGCUGCAUAUUGUAGACUUUGCUGAAUGAUAUGGAUUGUCAGGCAGGAGGACAGUUUAAUCCUUUUCCCUUUUGGGAGAUUCCAAAAAACUGACUACCACCUGUGUGCCAGUGUGAUUUAUAUUCCAGGUUUUACAGUAUUUAUCCCUUUAUUUUGAGAUAUUAAUGCUUAUUUUCUAGGCCGUGCAUGUCAUGCUAGCAAUGCACACUGUGGUAAGUUGGGACCAUUUUAAUGUUUGUGCGUUUGCAAAUCUGGGAAUAAAAGACAUUGUAAAUUUAGAUCUGCAGAAAAACAGAAAUUACUCAUUCUCAGAGGAAAAUAGGGUAAAUAAAAAAUAUGGAUGCACAUCUGUUUAAGGCUUCUGUAGAAAAACAUGCCACAUGUAAAACUCAUCAUUCUUUCAUCAUGUAUUUCUUCAUCAGCUCAUGAAUAAACAAAAAGAGUCAGGAAAGCCUACAAGUAUAACCACAGAUAUUGGUUUUCUUCCUCUUUUUAUUUCAGUCCAGUUCCCAAACUGCAAUAUUUUGUGUUUUUUUUUUUUUUACACUCAAGACACAGCCAUGCACAAUUCAAAGUUCAAAAAGUCUAUUGCUUCAACCACAAUUAAAAAUAGUCUAUCCAAAACCUCA
Cheilinus undulatus (humphead wrasse) is the source of this 4466-nucleotide messenger RNA. RefSeq names its product calpain-5-like. Gene Ontology annotation, molecular function: calcium-dependent cysteine-type endopeptidase activity. NCBI's taxonomy places the organism in Eukaryota, Metazoa, Chordata, Actinopteri, Labriformes, Labridae. The transcript is spliced from 13 exons. The record is from RefSeq and is a predicted model, not a curated record. Bases 229 to 2160 code for a protein of 643 amino acids. Gene Ontology annotation, cellular component: cytoplasm. Gene Ontology annotation, biological process: proteolysis.